AUGGCGUCCACGAUAACUAUGGCAAAUAUAUCAUAUUUGUAUCAUAUUGGCUACAUAAAUAAAAAGGCCAAUUUAGUCCAAGAUUAUCUGGGUAAUACAAUAACGAAUGAUGAAAUUUGUAAAAUAUUUGGGUCAGCAUCUGAAAUCACCAAUAUUGUUGGUUAUUCUAAAAACGGUGUCGAAAAAGAUGAACAGAUAUUCGGAAAAAAAUCGCAAACGGAAACAUAA
This is a messenger RNA of Didymodactylos carnosus, 228 nucleotides long. The record is from the annotation of a GenBank genome assembly. NCBI's taxonomy places the organism in Eukaryota, Metazoa, Rotifera, Eurotatoria, Philodinida, Philodinidae.